This is a messenger RNA of Oncorhynchus kisutch (coho salmon), 4801 nucleotides long. RefSeq names its product endoplasmic reticulum-Golgi intermediate compartment protein 2. Gene Ontology annotation, cellular component: endoplasmic reticulum; membrane; COPII-coated ER to Golgi transport vesicle. The record is from RefSeq and is a predicted model, not a curated record. NCBI's taxonomy places the organism in Eukaryota, Metazoa, Chordata, Actinopteri, Salmoniformes, Salmonidae. The transcript is spliced from 14 exons. The coding region runs from base 3191 to 4336 and encodes 381 amino acids. Gene Ontology annotation, biological process: retrograde vesicle-mediated transport, Golgi to endoplasmic reticulum; endoplasmic reticulum to Golgi vesicle-mediated transport.
AAUCGGUCGACCUCUAAUUUAGAGUACUGAAAAGGACACAUAACUUCCAACAUCUGAUUCAGUAUAAGCAGGCGCUGGUGAAGAGAACUAUUCAUCAGACAGAGGUCAUGUUGGCGUCGGUUCUGUGACACCAUUGGAAGGGCGACACCAGUGGGAGAAGUAUGGGGAUGAUUCAGAGGAUGAGUGGGGUCAGAAAGGAAUGGGAUUAUCCAGUGUUGAUGAGUGGGAAGGAUGUGGCAGUAACAGAAGAGGAGAAGGCAGGGAUGUUGGCCAAAGCCUUUGUCCAAGUGCAUAGCUAGGCAAAUUUGUCAGAUGAGGGGGAGAGCGAGAACGAGAGAGGAGCAUCCUAGAGUGCUGGAUAGGAGGGAGGAUGUAAAUGAUGUGUUGAAUGCACCAUUUACAAUGGCAUAGGUGAAAAGGGCAAUGGGUAAGGCUGGGUUAAAUUCACCUGGGAAAGAUGAGGUGUGCUAUGUUAUGUUGGCCCAUCUUAGUGAUGAGGCACUGGAUAAAAUAUUGGUGUUGUACAACAGAGUGUGGGAGGAGGGGAAACUACGAGGCAGCUGGAAGGAGGCAGUAGUGGUACCAAUCUGGAAGCCAGGGAAAGACCCAAUGAGGCCAACAAGCUAUUGGCCAAUAGCCUUAACAUCACUAAGAUUAUGGAGUGUAUGAUAACGGAGAGGCUAACUUACUUCCUGGAGAGCAGUAUUGCCACAUCAGAGCGGAUUCAGGAAGGGUAGGGAAACAAUAUACCCAGUGCUCUGCUUAGAGGCACAGGUCAGGAAGGCUCAGAUGAACAAGAAGAGUGUUGUAGCUGUAUUUUUUUAUGUGGAUAAGGCAUGUGAUAUGAUGUGGAAGGAGUGGUUGUUAAUAAAGCUUGAUAUUAUGGGGGUAGGAGGAAGAACAUACAACUGCAUAAAGGAUUUCCUGUUUGGAAGGUCUAUCCAGGUGAGGGUGGGGAAGUCUAUCAGGCAGCUACAUGGUGGAUAAUGGUACACCGCAGGGGAGCGUGAUUAGUCCUCUGUUGUUCUCAAUCAUGAUCAAUGAUGUUUACUCUCAGGUACAGCCGGAUAUUGGGAGGUCGUUAUUUGCAGAUGAUGGGGCCUUAUGGAAGAGCGGAGGAAAUGUACCAUAUAUAGUCAGGAAGGUACAGGAAGCAAUUGAUGAGGUUGAGCGGUGGGCAUUAAUGUGGGGAUUCAGGUUCUCUGUAGAGAACUGACAGUGUUCUUUACCAGGAGGAAGGUGGGAUAUAAGUUAUGCUUGAGGUUAUAUGGGAGAAACUUGGAGCGGGUGGAGGCCUUCAGGUUCUUUAGGGUAUACUUUGAUACUAGAAUGGCCUGGGCAGAACACAUUGAGAGAGUGGUGGGAAAGUGUAAGAAGAUACUAAAUGUGAUGCACUGUCUGACAGGGAAGGAGUGGGGGGCUGGGCAUGCCUCAUUGAGGACCAUGUAUGUUGCAUUGAUCCGAUCUGUAAUAGACUAUGGCAGUAUAACGUAUGGUUCGGCAGCCCGGACAUCAUUGGAAAGGCUAGAUGUCAAACAGGGGCAAGGACUCUAAAUAUGUAGUGGGGCGUUCCGGAUGUCCCCAGUGGCUGCACUACAGGUGGAGAUGGGGGAAAUGCCAUUGCAGAUUAGGAGACAGCAUCUGGCAAUGUAUUAUUGGGUCCGCCUAAAAGGACAUGGGGUGUCUCAGCCUGCGAAAGGGAUUUUACAGGCAUGCUGGGAACAUGAGCGAAGGUCGAACACAAGCUUUGGGUGGGUGGGUAAUACCCAGGCGAAGGAGAUGGGAUUGUAUGGAAGGGAGUUUAGUCCAAUGGUAGCUAUUCCUGUAAAUCCACCAUGGCUACUCCCACCUCCAGUAGUUGAUCUAGAAGUGUUGGAGAGAUGACAGAAAGAUGGGGAUGGUGUUGAUCCAUCUGAUUGGUUUAAGAGACAUCUGGAUACUCUGUAUCAGAAUUGUGUGGCCGUCUACACAGAUGGUUCAAAAGAUCCAAGGACAGGAUGUACUGGGUCAGCAUUUGUAGUGCAGGAAUGUGGGGGGAGAGUCAGGAAACGUAUUACAGAUCAGCUGGCUGUAUAUUCAGCGUAGAUGAUGGCCAUACUGUUGGCCUUGCAGUGGGUGGAGGAAGUUAAGCCAGAAAGAGUAGUUAUUUUCUCUGAUUCAUGUGCAGUGCUAAGGAGUAUCCAGUCCUUUAUAUCACGUAGCAGACACAACCUGCUUUAUGAGGCGCUACAAACCCAUGGCAGGAGUAAACAAAUGGGUAUACAGAUAAUAUUUACAUGGGCCCCAGCUCAUGUGGGAGUGUAAGGGAACGAGGCAGUUCAUGUACUGGCUAAACAAGCACUAAGUAGUCGGGAUGUUGAUGUGGUAGUUUCAAUGAGCAAGGCAGAGGCAAAAAGCAUGAUAUGGGCAGUGAUGGUGGAGAAAUGGCAGGAGCAGUGGAAUAGAGAUACUAAGGGCAGGAUUUUAUUUCAAGUACAGAGGAAAGUUGGGGAGGGGAGAACGGCAGGAAUAUUUACAACAUUAAGGGUGGGACACAGCCAGUUGAAUAAGACCUUACAUGUGAUAGGAAAGUAUCUAACAGGAGAAUGUAUUGCCAGGAAACAGACCGUGGAGCAUGUAUUGAUACAGUGCGGACAUUAUUGGAGGGAAAGAGAGAGGUUGAGAUCUAGUAUGAGAGAGAAGGGAAUAUAGAACAUUUGUUUAAAGAGUAUUAUUGAGUAGAACGUCAUAAGAUAUAGUCUCAAAUAUUUUAUAUUUUUUAAGAGCAAUGGGGCUGGCAGGCAGGAUUUAGUUUCUCCCUGUCUCUGGCCCACACUCCAAAACAGUAGGUGGCGGUAAUGCACCAUAACGUUGGAUGCCAAUCGCCGAUAAACCCCACCGAAGAAGAACGGAUGUCUGUGCGCGGAGUCAGUCUGCUUACUGUUGAUCACCAGAGGGCGCUGUGGCAAAAUGAAUGCACUCUACUCAAACGUCUAUGGUAGUACACCAGGUCAAAGGUUACCAGCGACAGUUUUUUGUUGUUGCAACAACUAACGCAGUAUCCAGAUGUUUCAAUCCUGAACCAAGCAUAGAACAAUGGAUUGAUACAAAAAUCGGAUUUCCCUCUAUGGCGAAAAUGAAUGGGCACCCGAGACAGUAACGACCGAAAUUUAAUGCAUGAGGGAUCCAGUGGACGCUUGCCCCAAACAAGAUGAGGAGACUAGUGUCCCGGAAGAAGGCUCUAACCCUGGUGAAGGAGCUGGAUGCAUUCCCCAAGGUUCCAGAGAGCUAUGUGGAAACCACAGCCAGUGGGGGAACAGUGUCCCUGAUAGCCUUCACAGCCAUGGCUCUGCUGGCUUUCCUUGAGUUCUUUGUGUAUCGAGACACGUGGAUGCAGUAUGAAUAUGAAGUCGAUAAAGACUUCUCCAGUAAAUUAAGAAUAAACAUAGACAUCACAGUUGCCAUGAGGUGUCAAUUUGUAGGUGCAGAUGUCCUAGACUUGGCAGAGACCAUGGUAGCUUCAGAUGGCCUACAUUAUGAGCCAGUCACCUUUGACCUCUCUCCUCAGCAAAGGCUGUGGCACAGAACUCUGCUGAUGAUCCAGGACCGCCUUAGGGAGGAACACUCGCUGCAGGAUGUGAUCUUCAAGACCGUCCUGAAAGGAUCCCCCACCGCCCUUCCUCCCAGAGAGGACAGCCCCUCCCAGUCGCCUGCGGCCUGCAGGAUACACGGCCAUCUUUAUGUCAACAAGGUGGCUGGCAACUUCCACAUCACUGUGGGCAAGGCUAUCCCACAUCCUAGAGGCCACGCCCAUCUAGCGGCCCUCGUCAGCCACGAUACGUACAACUUCUCCCAUCGCAUCGACCACCUGUCGUUCGGAGAGGAGAUCCCAGGGAUCAUCAACCCUCUGGACGGGACAGAGAAAGUCUGCACUGACCAUAAUCAGAUGUUUCAGUACUUCAUCACCAUAGUGCCCACCAAACUGAACACCUACCAGAUCUCAGCAGACACAAACCAGUACUCUGUCACCGAAAGGGAGCGGGUGAUCAACCACGCGGUGGGCAGCCACGGAGUAUCUGGGAUCUUUAUGAAGUAUGACAUCAGCUCGUUGAUGGUGAAAGUCACCGAGCAGCACAUGCCCCUGUGGAGGUUCCUCGUCAGGCUUUGUGGCAUCAUCGGAGGCAUUUUCUCCACCACAGGUAUGAUCCAUGGAAUGGUGGGCUUCUUGGUGGACGUCAUCUGCUGUCGCCUCCAACUAGGAGUCUACAAACCCCGGGAGAUGGGCCUGCUGGACGACCAUGUAAAAAACGAAGCCCCUGCCCCACCCCUGGAAGCUACAGAAAACCACACCCACUGACAGGACUCCCUAGGGCGGGGAUCAUCAACUAGAUCAGGGCUCUCCAACCCUGUUCCUUGAGAGCUAUCCUCCUGUAGAUUUUCGCUCCAACCCCAGUUAACUGAUCUGGUUCAGCUUUUCAACAACUAAUUAUUAAGAAUCCGGUGCGCUAGAUUAGGGUUGGGGCAAAAACCUACAGGAAGGUUUUUCUUUUUCUUGAGCGGAUGGUCAGGGGGCGGGAACAUAAUUGUAAAUUGACCUGAAUAAUAAUCAUUUUAAACCUCGCUUACGAUCACAUAUCUCUCUAUAAUGCGUGGGAAUACUUUGGAACUUAUUUUUUUCAAAAUUAAAAUGACUUGAAGCUGAUUUUUCUGGUGUUUUUACAGUCAUUUUGUCCAACAAAAUAUUGGGGGAGGGGGACAAAUAAAAUCCCUCGUGUGAAUUGGAUGCCAAGAAAGCCAGGCUUCCCCCACCCAAAAAAAAAAA